Paramecium octaurelia is the source of this 1002-nucleotide messenger RNA. NCBI's taxonomy places the organism in Eukaryota, Ciliophora, Oligohymenophorea, Peniculida, Parameciidae. The record is from the annotation of a GenBank genome assembly.
UAUCAAUAUGUCAAUUGAAGUAGCAAAAGCUAUUGGAUUUGAAACAGAGGAAGUCAAGGCUUUAUGUACAGAUAGAGAUGCAAUUUUAUAUUCUCUUGGUAUUGGAUAUAGCUCUGAUCCAAUGAAUGCAGAGGAGCUUACAUAUUCAUAUGAAUUGCAUGAAGAUUUCAAAGUGUUCCCAACCUACACUACAUGCCUUCACAGAACUGACAUUUUUAAGGUAGAUUGACCUAAAAUAAGUAGGCUUUAACGUCAUGUCCAGGUAUUCCAAACUUUAAUCCAAUGAUGCUAUUACACGGAGAAUAGAGAAUUUAAGUCUUGAGACCAUUGAAAACAGGAGUGGAAUAUGUAACUAAAGGAAAAAUAGCCAAUGUUUCUGAUAAGGGAAAGGGAGCUUUGAUUCAAUUCGAUUUAUUAAGUUCUGAAAUAGACGCUCAAGGCAAGAAAACAUUAGCUUUUGUCAAUACAUUAUCUCUAUUUAUUAGAGGAUUGGGAGGCUUUGGACAUAAAGGAAAUCCAGUUGAAAACAUCCCUGCUAUUCCUAAAAGGCCACCAUGCAAAGAAGUGAAAUAGGUCACAACACCAAAUCAAGCUAUAAUAUAUAGACUGUCUGGUGAUAUUAACCCAUUGCAUAUUGAUCCUGUAAUAGUCAUUUAAAUUGAAUUUAGAAUAUGGCAGCUUUAGGAGGAUUUGAUAAACCAAUCUUACAUGGAUUGUGCACUUAUGGUAUUUGUGCCAAGGCUGCAAUUCAGACAUUCACUUAGGUACAUUUGUUAAUAUUCUAAAUUAGGGAAAUGGUGAUGCUCUUAAAAAUAUGGCAGCCAGAUUUACUUCUCACGUCUUUCCAGGAGAAACCUUAUUGAUUUCAUUAUGGAAGGAAGGAACCAGAGUUCAAUUUUCAGCUAGGACUUAAGAAAGAGGAUUAGAAGUAAUUGUGGGUAUAUUAGAGUUUAAUGAGAAAGCUAAAUUAUGAAAAUAAUUAUAAAAAUAAAUAAAUUAGUG